This is a messenger RNA of Populus trichocarpa (black cottonwood), 1244 nucleotides long. RefSeq names its product mitogen-activated protein kinase kinase 9. Gene Ontology annotation, biological process: protein phosphorylation. Gene Ontology annotation, cellular component: cytoplasm. NCBI's taxonomy places the organism in Eukaryota, Viridiplantae, Streptophyta, Magnoliopsida, Malpighiales, Salicaceae. Gene Ontology annotation, molecular function: protein serine/threonine kinase activity; ATP binding. The coding region runs from base 117 to 1079 and encodes 320 amino acids. The record is from RefSeq and is a predicted model, not a curated record. The transcript has a single exon.
AAAAAUCUUCCACGUGCUUCAACUCUUUCCACUUAUAUAACAAGCCCUACGCCUCUUCACUUCCUCCUAACCUUCCCGGAAAAAAAAUAAAAAUAAAUCAUAUCCCUCUUCACUUAAUGGCCCUUGUCCGUGAACGCCGCCAGGUUAACCUCCGUCUCCCCGAACUCUCGGACCGCCGCCCCCGCUUCCCUCUACCGCUUCCCCCCACCUCCACCAUCAACAACAACAACACCACCUCUACCAUAUCUUGCAAUGAUAUUGAAAAAAUACACGUGCUAGGCCAUGGUAACGGUGGCACGGUAUAUAAAGUACGUCACAAGAGAAACUCACAAAUUUAUGCACUUAAAGUUGUACAUGGAGAUAGUGACCCAUUAGUCCGCCGCCAAAUUUACAGAGAAAUCGAGAUUCUCCGCCGUACAGAUUCCCCCAACAUCGUUAAGUGCCAUGGGGUUUAUGAAAAACCAUCUGGGGACAUAGCAAUUACGAUGGAGUACAUGGAUUUAGGCACACUCGAUUCACUUCUGCAAAAACAUGGUACGUUCAAUGAGUCCAAACUGUCACAUGUUGCAAGUCAGGUUCUGAAUGGUCUUAGCUACUUGCACGCCCAGAAAAUCAUCCACAGAGACAUCAAGCCUUCAAAUCUGCUGGUUAACAAGGACAUGGAAGUGAAGAUUGCUGAUUUCGGUGUGAGUAAAAUCAUGCAUCGUACGUUAGAUGCUUGUAAUUCGUAUGUUGGUACUUGUGCUUACAUGAGUCCGGAAAGGUUUGAUCCUGAUACUUACGGUGGCAAUUACAAUGGUUAUGCUGCUGAUAUUUGGAGCCUGGGGCUUAUUUUAUUGGAGCUUUAUUUGGGCCAUUUUCCAUUUCUUCCACCGGGUCAAAGACCCGAUUGGGCUACUCUGAUGUGUGCUAUUUGUUUUGGGGAUCCGCCGAGCUUGCCGGAGGGAGCGUCGGAGGAGUUUCGGGACUUUAUUCAGUGUUGCCUGCAGAAAGAGUCUGGUAAGAGGUGGACAGCAGCUCAGCUAUUGGCUCACCCUUUUGCAUGUAAAGUUCCAAGAUCCGAUUUAGUGGACUUGUGAUUUGACCCGAACGCCCAAUUAAAUUUGUGGGUUGGGAACAUAAUUUUGAGUCUUUUUGUACAGACUCCUGGAAUCUGGAUUUGGGAUUUUCUUUUGUACAUUCUCUUAAUCUGAAUCUUUUGUAGCUCUGUUCCAUUAAAGCAAUGAAUCUGCUCUUCAAAAUGA